AUAACAGAUGUCCGUGUCUCGACGAAAGCUGAAUACAGUGUCUGAGACUGAGUGAAAUGCACGGUGGGUACGAUUGUGGGUUAACAGGAAGAAGCGACAUCCCCGUGGACCACUGGUAUGGCUACGACCAAUCCCGAUGACUUAGAACGGCCGUUUGUUGACUCUUUUGCGGCUCUGUCUUCGUUUCGAGACUGGCGUCAGAACAACUUUACCUCACCUUCAAGUGAUCACACCAUGCUGUUUACUAAGGCUGACCUAACUCGAGAUGGCUCUACAGCAAAUGCAGGUCUGGCGUUCGUUGGUGGUGCAUGUACAGUUAAUGCCGUCUCCAUAAACGAAGAUAAAUUUAAUUUUGUGACUGUGACAGUAGCUGCACACGAGCUAGGACAUAAUUUGGGAGCAGGGCACGACGGUGAUGGAAAUGCCUGUGAUCCAAGCGAUUACUAUAUCAUGGCACCAUCGAGUGGGGCAAGAACCGGGGAUGCAGCACGGAAUCAGUGGUUCUUCACUGACUGUUCUGUGGACUAUUUCAGAACAUACGCGUCUUCACUGUCACCUAACUGCUUGUUAACGGACGAUUCAGGUGCUGACCCUACUGCAAUAGACGACCUGUUAACGGUUCUCACCGGCCAGUUCUAUUCUCUCGAUGAACAGUGUGUUCUGAGCUUGGGCAAUGGGUCCUACUUCUGUCGGACAUUGUAUUCUUCUCCUUCCGAAUAUGAGAGUCUGUGCACACUAACAUGGUGCAAGAUCCCUGGAAGCCAAGGUACAUGUAGAGGGAUACUCCCUGGUAGAGGAACAACGUGCGGGGAUAAGAAGUGGUGUAUUGACGGUGCCUGUGUUUGCGACGAAAACGCCCCUGCCGGUUCAGGUUGUGAAUAUGCAGAGGCGACAACAACAACACUUUUAGAGUUGACAACAGCACCAGUGACAACGACUGCAGAGGCAACAACAACUGCAGAGGUGACAACAACGCCUCCUGCAGAGGUGACAACAAUGCCUCCUGCAGAGUUGACAACUGUGCCAGCGACGACAACAACUACACAGGCGACAAUCACAACAGAGGUGACAACAACCGCAGAGGCGACAACACCAACACCUGCAGAGUUGACAACAGUGCCAGCGACAACGAGUGCAGAGGCGACAACAACUGCAGAGGAGACAAGAAGACUACCUGCAGAGGCGACAACAACAACAGGGUUGACAACAACAGCAGUAGCGACAACAACCCCAGAGAUGACAACAACUGUAGAGUCGACAAAAGUACUGGUGACAACAACUAACCGAGCAACAGUUACUUCUGCAGCUAAUACUGCAACUUUAGAGGCAACGACAACAUCAGAUACUACCACACCAUCGGCAACAAUUACACCAGCUAACGACCAAGCUAACCACAUGGCAUACAUGACAUACGCGUAG
This is a messenger RNA of Liolophura sinensis, 1419 nucleotides long. RefSeq names its product metalloprotease mig-17-like. NCBI's taxonomy places the organism in Eukaryota, Metazoa, Mollusca, Polyplacophora, Chitonida, Chitonidae. The transcript is spliced from 9 exons. The record is from RefSeq and is a predicted model, not a curated record. Bases 118 to 1419 code for a protein of 433 amino acids. Gene Ontology annotation, biological process: membrane protein ectodomain proteolysis. Gene Ontology annotation, molecular function: metalloendopeptidase activity.